Molecule: messenger RNA, 1120 nt
Organism: Rana temporaria (common frog)
Lineage: Eukaryota; Metazoa; Chordata; Amphibia; Anura; Ranidae
Gene: RPL7L1
Product: ribosomal protein L7 like 1
Exons: 7
Coding region: 94-834 (246 amino acids)
Biological process (GO): maturation of LSU-rRNA from tricistronic rRNA transcript (SSU-rRNA, 5.8S rRNA, LSU-rRNA)
Cellular component (GO): cytosolic large ribosomal subunit
Molecular function (GO): structural constituent of ribosome; RNA binding
Source: RefSeq, a predicted model, not a curated record
AGUUUCUGCCAAUCCCAACAUGGCGGACCGGAACACGUGUUGUGUACGGAAGUGCGUGUGCGGCUUCCGGUCUUCAGAUUACAGAGCGACAACAUGGACGGAACUGAGCCCAGGAAGCUUCCACGAGUGCCAGAAAAUCUUUUGAAGAAACGGAAGAAGUAUCAAGGACUAAAAGCAGCAGAAGCCAAGAGAGCUUUAGAAGAGAAGAGGAAGCUUCAGCCCGGAAAGCAAAUCAAAUUUAAAAGACUAGAGACCUUUGUCCGGAACUCUAGAAGAAAAAUGAGAGAUGACUGUAGGUUGCGGAGGAUGGAGGUGUACCGGAAGAAAGUUCCCAGCUUGGAGAAACACAAACUUGCAUUUGUUGUCCGAAUUACAGACAUUGAAGGAGUUAGCCAGCAAGUGAUGCAAAUUUUGAAGACUUUCCGCUUGGGCAAAAUUUUCUCAGGGUCGUUUGUAAAGAUAACUGCAGAAACCUUGAAGAUGCUACAGUUCAUUGAGCCGUAUGUUGCAUGGGGUUUCCCGAAUCUAAAGUCUGUGCGUGAGCUCAUCUUGAAACGUGGACAGGGUAGAAUAAAUGGCAAAAAAGUUCCUCUUACAGACAAUAAUAUGAUUGAAGAAGAGCUAGGAAAGUUUGAAAUUAUCUGUUUGGAAGAUGUGAUUCAUGAACUGUACUCUACAGGAGAACACUUUAUGGAAGUCAAUAAGUUCUUAUGCCCCUUCGUCCUGUCAAUUGCUAGGCAUGCAGGCAUUAACAGGAAGGGCUAUCUGUCUGAGGUGGGGGAUCCUGGACAUAGAGGAGAUUCCAUUAAUGAUCUGAUUCGGAAGCUUAAUUAAAACAAAGGCUUAUGUUCUGACUGGUGGAAUACUGGCGGCUUUUUAGAAGAACAGCACAGCAUAUGGACAAUUGUUGCCUUUUUUAAUAACGUGAUUUCGAAACUAAAUACAGCUUGACACUAGUUGGCCAACUUUUGGCAUGGAGUGACACCUGUCAAAACUGGACUAUACCAUUCAACUAAGGAUCACGGAGACAUGGAUCAGAAAUGGACACUGGAAGCUAUUUCCAUUAUUUCUCUGUAAAUACUUUUUACAUAAAAUAAAAUGUAUGGUUAAUGUUAAAGAA